AUGGUGCGCUUGAGUGUGGUUGCAGCGCUCUUUGCUGCGGUGGCGAGCGCCGUCGACUUUGAUAAGCUCUCCGUCACAAAGGGACAUAGUCGUUUACCAGGUGCUUAUAUCUUUGAGUUUGAAGAAGAUCAUGACUGUGCCGACUUCUUAGCAAAGGCCUCGUCACAAGGCAAGACUCGUAUGCAGUACAACUACAAGCUGUUCAAGGGAGCUUCGAUCCAGUUCACCGAUGUUGAUAAUGCCGAGGAUAUCUCAGCAAGGAUGGCCAUGCUGCCUGGUAUCAAGAAAAGAUGGCCCGUUCAGGUGUUUAGCAUUCCCAAGCCAGAGGUUCAUUGGACAGGCACGCCGGGCACGGAUUAUACUGCUAUCAAGAAGAGAGGUUUCGAAGAGAGGGAUCUAGCCAAUGAUACUUUCUCGCCUCAUGUUAUGACACAAAUUGAUAAGCUCAGAGACGAGGGUGUUACGGGCAAGGGUCUCAAGGUUGCUCUCGUUGACAGUGGUAUUGACUACAAACAUCCCGCACUGGGAGGCUGUUUUGGUCCCAAGUGUCUCGUCUCCUUCGGCACUGAUCUCGUCGGCGACGACUACGACGGCUUCAACAACGCCAAGCCUGACGACGACCCCAUGGACUGCGCUGGCCACGGUACCCACGUCGCUGGUAUUCUGGCGGCACAAAAGAACUCUAUGGGGUUCACUGGAGCUGCACCAGGAGUUAGCAUUGGAGCAUACCGCGCGUUCGGCUGCAAUGGCGAGGCUGGAAACGACGUCCUCAUCGCAGCCUUCAACCAGGCCUUCGAAGAUGGUGCAGAUAUCAUCUCUGCUUCUAUCGGCGGUCCGUCCGGCUGGUCAGAAGACCCCUGGGCUGUGGCUGUUUCUCGUAUCGUCGAGCAGGGCGUUCCUUGUGUUCUUGCCGCUGGAAAUGCGGGCGCCACAGGAAUGUUUUACACCAGCACGGCGGGCAAUGGAAAGAGGGUUACUGCUGUUGCGUCUUUUGACAAUACGAAGUCUCUUUCACUUCUGAAUGAGUCCACAUACAGCGUAAGUGGAGGACCAGAGCAUGAGUUUGGGCAUCUGAGUGGUAAGCCUGGCACCUGGAAGGGUGUCAAGCUUCCCUUAUGGGCACUCAACUACGACACUGCAGUUCCUGACGACGGCUGCGAUGCGUUUCCCAAGAACACGCCUGAUCUGAGCAAGUAUAUCGUCCUUCUCCGACGAGGUUCAUGCACGUUCGAAGCCAAAGCUACCAACGCUGUGAAAGCUGGUGCGAAGUACAUUAUGUUCUACAGCAACAAAGAAGACCUCUCCCCGUUCGAUAUCUCAACCGUUGACGGCGUCAAGGCUGCGAGUAUAGUGUCCCCUGCACAGGGCAAGGACUGGAUCCAGGCCCUCAAGAGCAAGAAGAAGAUUGUUCUGAGCAUGUCGGAUGGCAGUGACGGCGAUGUCAUCCUGGAGGAGAACCGCAACAACAUCACGGGUGGUGCUGUCAGCGCCUUUUCCUCUUGGGGCCCAACCUGGGAAAUGGAUGUGAAGCCUCAAUUCGGAGCACCAGGUGGUAAGAUCCUCUCCACAUACCCCCGUAGCAUGGGCAGCUAUGCUGUCCUAUCAGGCACAUCUAUGGCCUCACCUCUCGUGGCUGGCAUCUUUGCCCUCAUUGCUGAAGUCCGAGGAUCUCGUGAUCCAGCUCUGAUCGAGAAUCUUCUCUCAGCCAGCGCAAACCCGCAACUCUUCAACGAUGGCAAGGCCUUUUACGAUUUCCUUGCCCCAGUUCCUCAGCAAGGUGGCGGUCUCCUGCAGGCUCACGAUGCCGCCCACGCAAAGAUUCUGCUGUCCCCUUCGAGUCUCUCCUUCAACGACACGGAUAACUUUGCCGAAUCGCUCAACUUUACCCUCAAAAACACGGGAAAGAAGCAGAUUGAUCUGCAGAUCUCCCACGUCCCUGCCGUUACCAUGUUUACCCUCGUCGAGAACACUAUCUACCCGGAUACCUUCCCCAAUGACUUUGCCAAGGAGCAAGCCAGUGUUAAGUUUAGCGAGUCCAAGGUGACAAUCGAUGCAGGCAAGAGUAUCGUGAUAGAAGUUCUCGCCACGCCUCCCAAGGGUCUCAACGUAACUCGUCUGCCCGUCUGGUCCGGCUACGUCGCCAUCAAUGGCACCGACGGUACUUCCCUGUCAAUCCCUUAUCAGGGCCUCAGCGGUUCGCUCCACGACUCCAAGGUCCUCGGACCCAACGAUGUAUGGAUCGCCAACUCAACCGACGAGAACCGUUUCCCCAUGGCAGCCAACUCAAGCUGGACGCUCCCCAAGCCCGGCACCGCAAACAACUUGACCGACUCACUUCCCGGGCUAACCUGGUUCUUCGCACUUGGCUCAGCCAAGCUCCACGCCGAGAUCAUACCCGCCACCACCGAGAAGCCAUCUGCGUCGAAGAAACCGCGUGUCAUUGGCGAGCCUGUCGACUUUCCCCUGCUGUGGAACCCAAUGGGUGCCAACUCGCAGGCUUUCACUGGUGAGCUUGCGGAUGGAAGCUUUGCGCCUGCGGGUCAGUACGUUGUUCGAUACAGAGCACUGAGGAUCUUUGGAGACGAGAAAAAGAAGGAUGAUUGGGACGAGGCAUAUUCGCCUGUUUUCUCAAUCGAGUACGAAUAG
Molecule: messenger RNA, 2646 nt
Organism: Fusarium sp. VM40
Lineage: Eukaryota; Fungi; Ascomycota; Sordariomycetes; Hypocreales; Nectriaceae
Source: the annotation of a GenBank genome assembly